ACCUUCCCUCUCUCCCUCUCUCUCUCUCUCUCUCUACCACCCCACCCUUUAUAAACAUCACCUUUCUUUCACUUGCCCCAAAAUUCAAAUCAUCUCUCUUUCUCUCUCUAAACCCUCCCCUGUUUCUUACAUGAUCCAGCUAUAAGCAAAGCAACAAGACUCUGUUUUUGCUCUGGUUUUUUUACAAUUCUGAACUUAAGCCAUGGCAACUUGUGUUUGUCUGCUAUACUUGUUUCUCUUUCCCACAUGCUGGCUUACGGUUUCAAUGUCAGAAACGCUACUUCUUCCUUUAAAUCAUGCAUUCUCCAAAACCCAUUUCACUACCCCACACCACCUCCUCAAAACCACCUCUGCUCGCUCCGCCGCCCGAUUCCGCCACCGUCAUAAGCAAGUUCCACUUCCUCUUUCCUCCGGUAGCGACUAUACUCUUUCCUUCACUCUCGGCUCCCCUCCUUCCCCGACUAUUUCCCUUUACCUUGACACAGGCAGCGACGUUGUUUGGCUUCCUUGUUCUCCAUUUGAAUGCAUCCUCUGCGAAUCAAAAGCACCACCACUCUCUCCUCCACUUAACCUUUCCGCCUCAGCCACUGCUGUCCCAUGCAAAUCCUCCGCCUGCUCAGCUGCUCACUCUUCCCUCCCUUCCUCUGACCUUUGCGCCAUGGCACGUUGUCCCCUCGACGCCAUCGAAACCUCUGACUGCAACUCCUUCCCUUGCCCUCCUUUCUACUAUGCCUACGGUGACGGCAGCUUAAUCGCCCGUCUCUAUAAAGACUCUUUAACUCUCCCAAACUCUCUCUCUAUUCAAAACUUUACUUUUGGUUGUGCCCACACCACCUUGGCUGAACCGGUUGGUGUCGCCGGCUUCGGUUUUGGCCGGCUCUCUUUGCCGGCUCAGCUUUCCUCCGUGUCUCCUCAACUUGGCAACAGAUUCUCCUACUGUCUAGUUUCUCAUUCGUUCGAUUCUGACAAAGUUAGGCGACCAAGUCCACUGAUUCUUGGUCGGAACGAGGAAAAAGAAAAGCAGUUUGGUAAUGAGGUUGUUGAGUUUGUCUACACCGACAUGCUUCACAAUCCUAAACAUCCUUAUUUUUAUUCUGUUGGGUUGGAGGGAAUCUCUGUCGGGAAGAGGAAUAUUCCGGCGCCGGAGAAUUUGAAGAAGGUUGAUAGGAGAGGAAGCGGAGGGAUGGUAGUGGAUUCAGGAACAACUUUCACGAUGUUACCGUCGAAUUUAUAUGACUCAGUGGUGAAUGAGUUUGAUCACCGAGUCGGACGAUUUAACGAGCGGGCGAGUGCGGUAGAAGAGACAACGGGGCUAGGUCCGUGUUAUUACUAUGACCAGGUAGCCAAAGUGCCUGUAAUUAGCUUGCAUUUCGUGGGGAAUGGAUCCCGGGUGUUGUUGCCUAGGAGGAAUUACUUUUAUGAGUUUUUAGACGGUGGUGAUGGGAUUGGGAAGAAGAGGAACGUGGGGUGUUUGAUGUUGAUGAACGGUGGUGAUGAAGAGGAGUUGAGUGGUGGACCAGGGGCCACUCUAGGGAAUUAUCAGCAGCAAGGAUUCGAAGUGGUUUAUGAUUUGGAGAAAAGGAAGAUUGGAUUUGCAAGGAGAAAGUGCUCUUCUUUGUGGGAUAGCUUCAAAAAUUAAGUUUACUUUUGGGUACCUGUGGUUUAUAUUAUUAUAUGCACUUCAAUUUUUGCUUUAUAAACUCUACUACCAUCCUGUAUAUUUAAAUGUUGAUGAAGCAAAUAUUGAAGUGCAAGGAAAAUAAAAUGUAAAUGUUUGUGCAUAUCGGGGACUGAAAAUAAAAUAAUAAUACAUCCCAUUUUACAAA
This is a messenger RNA of Gossypium raimondii (Peruvian cotton), 1826 nucleotides long. RefSeq names its product probable aspartyl protease At4g16563. Gene Ontology annotation, molecular function: aspartic-type endopeptidase activity. The record is from RefSeq and is a predicted model, not a curated record. Gene Ontology annotation, biological process: proteolysis. NCBI's taxonomy places the organism in Eukaryota, Viridiplantae, Streptophyta, Magnoliopsida, Malvales, Malvaceae. The transcript has a single exon. Gene Ontology annotation, cellular component: plant-type cell wall. Bases 203 to 1639 code for a protein of 478 amino acids.